UAAGGGGUCUGCAGUGAACCAGAGGAGUGAGAAACACAGCUGGGUCCAAAGUAGCAGUUCUGACGGCGUUACCAGACUCCACCAUGGAGACUCCGCCCCGCCCCCUAACCAGUAGCCAACCUAAACCGGACCCGGCCCAGUGAUGGACGGGGCCUAGCAUCCGUGGCUCCUCUUAGCCAAUGGCGCCCCGCGGCGGGCAGGAUUCCAACCAAUCCUGGCUUGCGACUGGCCUCCGGGGAGGAGCCGAGUGGCCCCCAGCCAGACCCAGAGGCCCGGGGAAAGUGAGCCCGACUUCUACCCAGCACUGGUGGAACCCAACGCUGCAGGCUUGUCGGAGGUAGUCGUGGCGACCCUGGCAGCCGAGGACAUGGGAGGCUUAAAGAGGAAACAUUCUGAUUUGGAAGAGGAAGAAGAGGAGAAGUGGGACUGGAGUCCAACAGCUCUUCGGAGCUACCAGCAAGCCCUGCUCCGAAUCUCUCUGGACAAAGUCCAGCGCAGCCUAGGCCCCAGAGCACCCAGCCUCCGCAGGCACGUCCUCAUCCACAACACGCUCCAGCAGCUCCAGGCUGCCAUUCGCCUAGCUCCAGCACCAGCCCUGCCCCCGGAGCCUCUCUUCCUAGGUGAAGAAGAUUUCUCCCUAUCUACCACCAUCGGUUCCAUCCUCAGGGAGCUAGAUACAUCCAUGGAUGAGAUGGAGCCGCCUCUGAAUCCAGCAGCUUCCUCGAGUCCCCAGAAUGAGAUCAUGUCCCAGGCUGAUCCUGUAUUCUUAGAAGCUCUGAGCUCAAGGUACCUGGGAGACUCUGGCCUGGAUGACUUCUUUCUGGACAUUGAUACAUCUGCGGUGGAAAAGGACAUUGCACUUCCACCUCCGGAGCCGCCUCAUAGCCUCUUCUGUAGCCCAGGAUCCUGGGAGUGGAAUGAACUGGACCACAUCAUGGAAAUCAUCCUGGGAUCCUAAAGCUGAUGGGAUCCUUCCAGGCGCCAGCCUCAGUGGGCCUGGGGCCUUAGAUGGGACUCUUGUAUGUGUGUGUGUGUGUCGGAGGCGCUAGACAGAGACUGUGUGGCCUCCUUUCCUCCUAUGUCAGGAUUCCACAAACUGUCCUGCAUGUGUGCGUGUCUGGUGGCCACAGCCUUCCGUGAAGGUGCGUCUUCCUCAAUUAAUUUAUCUCUUCCAAAUGCCUUAAGGAGACUCUGUUUCAGGGAGUCUAGAUUCCUCGCUUACACAUUUCUUCUGCCUCCAGUUCCCACUGUUCUUAUGACCACUAGGGUCUCAGGGAAGAUAAAACUGAACCUGUCAAGGGGUGAUGGAGGGGCUGGUCUCCAGACAGACUCAACCUCUUGGCAGGACCCCAGUACCAGCAGCCUCCUGAUUCAUAACCAGGCCGGACCAUGUGCAAUAGGGCAGAAGUCUACCAACUCCAUGCUGUGCUACUUAAGAAGAAAGAGGAGGUGGGGUUUGCAGAGGUGUAUGUUUGAGGCAUAUGUUUGUUGGUUGGUUGGUUGGUUUUGGGGGAUUUUUUUGAGUGAAAUUUUUUGUUGUUGUUGUUCUUGUUUUUUGGGGGGUUUUUUUGUUGUUUUUUGUUUUUUCUAAUAAAAACAUUUUGGAAA
Molecule: messenger RNA, 1608 nt
Organism: Mus caroli (Ryukyu mouse)
Lineage: Eukaryota; Metazoa; Chordata; Mammalia; Rodentia; Muridae
Gene: Sertad3
Product: SERTA domain containing 3
Biological process (GO): positive regulation of DNA-templated transcription
Cellular component (GO): nucleus
Source: RefSeq, a predicted model, not a curated record